GCCAUAAGCUGAAACAUCAUGGACGACUUGCAGUUGAGCCAGGAAAAAGGACUGUCAGGGAAGAAGUGCUCGUUCGCCCACUCCAGAAUCUGGACUGGGUGAGGGUGACCCUACAGGUGUGGCAUUAUUCAUUCAUGAGAGAAGGGAAGGCGGACGGCGGCGGCAGGAGAGCAUGGCAAUUAGCAAGGCUGGCGCUAGAAGAUCACGGGGAAGGCAAGUUUGACAACGGGGCAUCUUUUCUGGGGUCCCCAGGAAACAUAUAUAGGCCCACUCCCUCCCUAAUCGCUAUGGUACACACGAUGAUGCAUGUUCGUGGAUGCCUGACCCCCUGCUUUGGAAAUUUGGAACAUCGAAUUGUGGAGCAAGUUUUGCAUUACUGCAGUGUGCAAGCUACGACUGAAACACAGGGAGGACGACGAUGGUAUGAUUUUUUCACACAAAUUUUACAUGGAUGUAUUCUAGAAUUCCAUAUGAAUUUUAUUGGAAGGAGUGGAAUUAUUAGUAUAUAUGGUCUGCUCGGACAGAGGAUGGAGGCGAGCGAAGCUACAGUUUUUGUGUCUCGUAUAGUACGUAGGCGUUGCCGGCUGGCCGCCGUGCAUAUGCGUGGGCACGUACGUACGUAUACGUACUACAUGUCCUGUGGUUGGCAGCGCGCGGCGCUAACUCCUGUGCCCGUAUAAAUAAUAAUACCUUAAAGUUCACGUAUAUAUAUACGACGUCGUCGUACAAGGUCCGGCACUCGUAGAUGGCCGGUGGCCAUCCUUAGUACAGUUCACAACAGCUUUAUAAGUUGUUGUAAACUGUUUUUUUUGCGCUAAACACUUAUUUUUAAAAUAGCUUUAUGGGUGAAGCUGUUUUUCUUCCCCUCUCACAAAAAUAUGAGUGAGAUGAUGUUGAAAAAAGUAGCUUAUUGCAGCUCUCUCUCAUUUCUUUGUCACAUCUAUGCAAAAAGUAGUUGGUGAAGCUAUUUUACCAAACAUUUUUUUUUUCAAAAUAGCUUAGCUUCAUUUAGGAAGUUGCUCAUACAGCUAUUUUAUAAAAAAACAACUUUACUAGUGAAUUUGAGCUGUGCCAAACAAGGCUCUAUAUACGCGUACGUACGUGCGUGCAAGGUGUGAAGUCGCGUAUGUACGCGUGAUGCGUUACUUGCUUGUCGCAUGCUGCACGAUAGAUAGAUGCAAAUCAAAAUGGUCCAACUACAAUGGUCUGGCUGACCCUCGACGCAGGGCUGUAUAUAGGACUACGUACUGUCCUCCACUCCGAAAUUUUUUUUGUAGGACUACUGUCCAUUACUGUACGGACGGAAACGUGUGGCCUGUAAUGCUAUUGCAUAUAUAUAGACGCUUGCUUGGUAUUAGCUAGACGAUGCAUCAUGUUUUGGAAGCUAGCUUACGUGCUUGUUUCUGUGGGGGCAUGUAGUACGGUGUGCAUGCUAUAUAUCGAUCGGCCGGGGGGUCUAGCUAUCACGUGAAAAUGCACAAAGUUUUGUAGAUACAUGCAUGAGAAUCAUAUAUACCAAUAUAUCAGUCAGGUACUAGUAUACAUAGGGGGUGUUUAGUUCCUCAUAAAAUCCAAAGUGCAAAAUGCCAAGUGAUGAAAUGCAAAAUUUUGGAUGUAUCAUGAGGGGAAUAAACUCUGCAUUUUGGAUGGAACUAAACACGAUGCCACCUUUUUGCUAAAAAAUUUGCAUGGUGUUUAGUUCCAUUUUACAAAAUAAUAGAUCAAAACCUAAAAUUUUUUUGAGAAAAAAGGGCAACUAAACACCCCCACAGUACGACAUUCUAGUUACAGAUUGUAAAUGUUGUGCCACUGCACAUGCAUAUGCACCUGCCUGUGUUCAGUGUUGGUGUGAUGAUAUAUAGGAACAAUCUUAGGAUCAACGACAGACGACGACGACCGUAUGCUGGAAACUGUUGAAGAGAUGCAUCGCAACAGGUGCAAAUACCUUGCACAUGUACCUCCAGGAAAGGUAGGGAACACAAUUAUUUGUGAAAAUCCGCUUUAGCUGCUUAAAUGUGCAGUGCAGUGGAGGGCUCUCGUUUUUAAUAGGAUGAUGAUGGUCGUGAUGAGCUAGUGCAUGCUGUGAGAUAGCGACGACAACAGCAAUAGGUAGCGCUGGUCCUCGCCUGUCAACUAUACCAUAUAGUUCGUCUUUUGUCUUAGCAUCCUUGUUGCAUUGGUCAUAUGCACGCACAGCACACGUAUGGUCCGCUACUGUGUGCUUAAUACUUAUUAGCAUGACUUUUUCAUUAAUGUACAUUGUUUUAUGUUGUUGUUAUCAAUCUUUUUUUUUAACUUUGACCGCCUAUAUAUGUGUAUAUCAAACAUAGAUUUAUAAUAAUGUACGGUUGAUGCUGUCAGUAUAUUUACUAUUAAGGGAUGAAAA
This is a messenger RNA of Sorghum bicolor (sorghum), 2386 nucleotides long. RefSeq lists its product as uncharacterized. Bases 135 to 680 code for a protein of 181 amino acids. The transcript has 6 exons. The record is from RefSeq and is a predicted model, not a curated record. Lineage: Eukaryota; Viridiplantae; Streptophyta; Magnoliopsida; Poales; Poaceae.